AUGGCCGAAUCAGAGCUGAGCCCCAAGUUCGCGCCCUUCAUCGGCAUGGGCGGUAUUGCCGCGGCCAUGAUCUUUGGCUGCGCGGGCGCGGCCUACGGCACCGCGAAAUCCGGAAUUGGCAUUGCUGGCGUGGGAACGUUCCGGCCGGAUCUGAUCAUGAAGUGCCUGAUCCCCGUCGUCAUGUCCGGUAUUCUCGCCGUCUACUCACUCGUCAUCUCUGUCCUCAUCGCCCAGGACCUGCAACCGCCGGCCUCCGGGUCCAACUACAGCUUGUUUAAUGGAUUCAUGCAUCUUGCAUGCGGGCUGUCGGUUGGUCUCACAGCCCUCGCCGCCGGAUACUGCAUCGGCAUUGUCGGUGACAAGGGCGUCAGGGCGUACAUGCUGCAGUCCAGGGUCUUUGUCGGCAUGGUCCUGAUUCUCAUUUUCGGCGAAGUGUUGGGGCUCUACGGGCUCAUCGUUGCUCUCAUCCUCAACACCAAGAGCAAGGGCUAA
This is a messenger RNA of Chaetomium globosum CBS 148.51, 492 nucleotides long. RefSeq lists its product as uncharacterized. Gene Ontology annotation, biological process: proton transmembrane transport. NCBI's taxonomy places the organism in Eukaryota, Fungi, Ascomycota, Sordariomycetes, Sordariales, Chaetomiaceae. The coding region runs from base 1 to 492 and encodes 163 amino acids. Gene Ontology annotation, cellular component: proton-transporting V-type ATPase, V0 domain. The record is from RefSeq and is a predicted model, not a curated record. The transcript is spliced from 6 exons. Gene Ontology annotation, molecular function: proton-transporting ATPase activity, rotational mechanism.